Messenger RNA from Plasmodium knowlesi strain H, 3456 nucleotides. RefSeq names its product U3 small nucleolar RNA-associated protein 13, putative. The coding region runs from base 1 to 3456 and encodes 1151 amino acids. Gene Ontology annotation, biological process: endonucleolytic cleavage to generate mature 5'-end of SSU-rRNA from (SSU-rRNA, 5.8S rRNA, LSU-rRNA); endonucleolytic cleavage in 5'-ETS of tricistronic rRNA transcript (SSU-rRNA, 5.8S rRNA, LSU-rRNA). Lineage: Eukaryota; Apicomplexa; Aconoidasida; Haemosporida; Plasmodiidae. Gene Ontology annotation, molecular function: protein binding; U3 snoRNA binding. The record is from RefSeq and is a predicted model, not a curated record. The transcript is spliced from 2 exons. Gene Ontology annotation, cellular component: 90S preribosome; nucleolus.
AUGUCGAUCGUUACAAAUGUCGAUAUUGAGAAGAAGUUCUUUGACUUCUACGAGGGGGACAAAAAUGUUUUUUAUUCAAAGGAGCACGAUCUGUAUUUGAGUCUGUGUGGUGAUAACAUAUACUGCUUUAAGAUAAAUGAAUGGGGGGGCAAAAAGUACGGCAGCUUCAAAUUUUACAAUACUAUGCACCCUACGUGCGUUCUGGAAUCCUCCGUCGAUAUUGAUGAAGUGAAAGAAACUUAUCAUAAGAAGUACCUCAAUAGGCAUUGCAUAUCUUUGUUCAGUUCUAUAAGACUUAUGUACUAUGCUGAUGGAAGUGUGUUUCUCUCCACGGAAGACAACAAGAUACAUCACUAUGCUGUUCACCUGAACGAUGUGGCGGCGAAGGGGGAUGAACGACAUGACAACAAUGGCGAUGCAUGUGGUGAAGAGGAAGAAAGUGGAGACAGGGACGAUAUCUACUUGUACGAUGAAAUGGAAGAGGAGAACAAGGGUGCAUACUCAUAUUACUACAAUUGGGUUCACUUAAAAGAAAAGAAAAUUUGGAAAUCACAAAAUCUGGUUGUAACAUGUUUUGGAUACUCUGAUCAAGGAGGUAAACAGUUACUUGUUGGCUACAUCAAUGGGUUAAUUAACGUUUAUAAUUUAAAGUCGUAUAAGUUAAACUAUUCCUACCGAAUACACAACAGUCGAAUUACCAACUUGAGAAUGUACAGAAAUUUUAUUAUCAGUUCCGAUGUGACGAAGAAUGUUUUCAUUUACGAUUUUGCCAAGGGAGAGAAGGUCGCAGCGUGCGAUGAUCAUAUGAGUGGUGUCAUUGACUUUCUCUUUUUGGCAGUGCAGGGAGGGGCGGCCACGAAGGAAGGCGGCAAUGAGGAAGAACCCGUCGUGGCGGAGGUGGAUGAAACGAACGGGGAGGAAGUUGCGGUAGAGGAGUGUAAUGAUGAAGGUGUAGAUGAGGAUAAUUGCAAUGAAGAGGAAAUAGAGGAGGAGGAUUGCAGUCCAGAUGGAGUAGCAAAGGCUGACGAAAAGUUGAUCGGGUUCAUCACGGUUGGCAAUGACAAAAUCAUGAACGUUUGGGAUCUGAGCCUCCUGAAUGCACAGGACGAAGAAGAAUUCAACGCCCUGAAGGAUCAGUACAGUAACAAGAAAAAAAAAAAAAAGAGCCGAAAUAGCGCUGUAGUUUCGCUCAGCCCAAUAAAGCAAAUAUACCUGGUGAAUGACAUAAACCACGCCUUGGUAAUUCCGUCUAGCAUCUUCAAGAGCAAGAAAAGCAAGUUAAUAAUAAACGAUGAAAAUGUAAAAUGGUUAAUCCUAACGCACGAUACACAGGGAAACUUCAUUUUUUACAACCCAAUAAACGCACAAGUUAUUUUCAAAUUUAAAGAAAAUAGAGCAUUAAUUAAUGAAAGUAACGUAAACAAAUUUAUUCUCAUAAAAAAUAAAUUACAUGUGUUUAGAGAAGAUAGCUCUUUGUUAAUUUAUCAUUUACCAUAUUUCAAGUUGAUAAAAAAUUACGCUUGCAAAAUUGAGGGCAUAUUUGAAAUGCUCCUCUUAAGUUCUGUAGCCAGGGGAGAACAACCUCAUGAUGAAUCCCCCAGUGGUGAAGACGAAUUGGCACUGGAAGAAGAAGCCAAUGGUAGUCUGAACAAAAAUCACUUUGUGGUUCUUAUAGGAGAUAGCAUAAUUCGAAUUUUAAAUUUUGAGGAAAAUCUCAUCCAGCAAAUAUUACUUAUAGGUCAUGAAGACGUCGUGUCAUGUAUAAAGCUGAGCGAAAAAAACCAACUGCUAUUUAGCGGAUCCAAUGAUAAAAAUAUUUUUGUGUGGUCCUUAAGAACCAAUCAUUGCAUUUACAUACUUCAGGAUAAUUUAUAUACCAUCAAUUCUAUUGAUGUAAAUGUAAAGAAUUUCCCCAGAGUUGUCCUUGUGAGCGUGUGUGAAGAUAGCAGUUUGAAGGUGUGGAAUUUUAGCGUUAACUCAGAUGCUAUCGAAGAUGGAAGGGAAAGAAAGAAGAGAAAAAUUGAUGAAUUUUUUGAGGAUAAGGAGACGAUCCAAAGUAACUUGACCAUUUAUCCACAUAAAGUUACCAUAAACGAUGUGGCCAUAUCACACAACUCUAAGAUUGUUGCCACAUGCAGCAAGGACAAAACCAUCAAACUGUUCGAGGCAGCAAAUCUGAAGCUCAUAAAAACGCUGGAAGGGCAUAAGAAGCCUGUUCAGAAUAUUCAGUUCUCCAAGGCGGAUCACAUUUUGUAUAGCAAUGCGUACGAUGGAUUGAGGAUAUGGAGUCUGACGAACAUGGAAUGCAUAAAAAGCAUCCAAAGUCUAGAUUUUAAUUUAACAAAAAUUUUAAUUCUAAAUGAUAAUUGCAUGAUUAAUGCAUUCAGCAAUGGAAAUAUUAGUAUUGUAAACAUAAAGAACUGUGAAAAAGUGUCUACUGUAAAUUACCACAAGGAUAAAAUAUUUUGCCUUCAAAAGUGUGGAAAGGAUACCAUCGCGUCUGCAUCCCUGAAUGGAGAAUUCCUCUUUUUAAAAAACGUUAGUGCAAAGGUAUGUACAGAGAAUAUGUUGCAAAAGAGGAAACAGCUAUUGUACGAAAACCAACUGGAAAAUUUGCUCAGUGAAAACAAAACAAACGAAUCCUUACUCAUGUGUUUGAAGCUCAAUAAAAAAUUUAAAUUCAAAACCGUUAUAGAGAUGUAUCUAAAUGGUUAUACCUUCUCCAUUUUGCACCUUUUAAAAAAGUUUGAGUACGAGUAUGGCAUAAGGAAGAUAACCCAGGGGGAAAGGGAUAAUCCCGGUUUCGUUUCUGCGGAGAAUGAAACAAAAGGAGGAAACUCCAUUAACGACACUUCUAACGGUGGGGAAAAGGAUAACCAUAGGGGAAAAAACACAAACGGCACAUCAAAGGGCAACCUAUUCAAUGACGACCUUAUCGUUGGUAGCAUACACAACUAUUUGGAAAAUGCAGAUGUUCUGCAAAGCUACAUUUACAAGGAGUUGUCAGAAAUGAUACCUACUGGGUCUAACAAGUCGGUUGCGUGUGAAAAGGGGGAACCUCAACAUAAUGAGAUUGGGCGAAAGCAUAACGAGGGGAAUGACUGCGAACAUGAUAAUCCCUACCAGGAUGAAAACUUCGUGUUGUUUUUAAAACGAAUGAAAAACAAAAACGAACACUCUUACUUCCUAUACCUUAACAAGUUGAUGGAAUUUAUUUCCUUCUUCAUCGUGAACCACAGGUAUGCCUACAUUGCCAAUUUCCUUCUGCACAGCGUAAUUACCUACAUUGACUACGCAGACAUUUGCAAAAUAAAUGACUACAAGCGCUUUUUUGAAAUAUACAAUAGUUACGCGCCUAGGCACAAAAACAGGUACCUCCACUCAUUGCAAAAAUCCAAGUGCUUUGAGUUAAUUAACAUUAAUUAUUAUAACGGGGACAUCAAAAUGAUGGGUUAA